Messenger RNA from Hydractinia symbiolongicarpus, 2258 nucleotides. Its product is annotated as allene oxide synthase-lipoxygenase protein-like. The coding region runs from base 60 to 2084 and encodes 674 amino acids. The transcript has 17 exons. NCBI's taxonomy places the organism in Eukaryota, Metazoa, Cnidaria, Hydrozoa, Anthoathecata, Hydractiniidae. Gene Ontology annotation, biological process: lipid oxidation. The record is from RefSeq and is a predicted model, not a curated record. Gene Ontology annotation, molecular function: oxidoreductase activity, acting on single donors with incorporation of molecular oxygen, incorporation of two atoms of oxygen; protein binding; metal ion binding.
UUUCAGCAAUUCUCAGUCAGAAAAACACAGACGUGCAGUACUCUCAUAAAGGAUAAAAUAUGGGAAUCUCAUCUUCUAAAGACUUCCAAGUUAUUGUUAAAACAGGAGAUGUGAAAGGAGCUGGCACCGACAGCAAUAUAUAUUGUGCAUUGAUCGACAGUGAUGGAAACAGAACAAGUGAUGUAAAGUUAGAUUGUUUUUGGAAGGAUGAUUUUGAGAAAGGGAAUGUGGAUACUUUCACAGUCCAAAGUGAACAGAAAAUAGGCUCACUCGCUAAAAUUGAAUUAUGGCGUGACAAAAGCGGCUUGAAGGAUGAUUGGUUUUUGGAAUAUAUAAAAGUGAUACAAUACACCAAAACAAAUUCAUCUCUAAAAGAUCUUUUCUCAACCAAGGAAGAAAUUCCAUUUCCUAUAAAUCGAUGGAUCAAAGCAGAUCAAAAAUACACUUUUGAAAUCUACGAUUGUUCCUUGCCGCAAGAUGAUAAAAACACAGAACAAAGAAAACAAGAGAUUGAAGAUAUUAAGUCAAGAUACCUCUGGGAAGAGAAGGACACUGGGCUACCAAGAAGGAUCAAAGAAUUACCUAUAGAAGAGCAAUUCAGCAAUGACUACAAGUGGGACAUUGUCAAACGUAAAGCUGAACUGAUCUUGCAGCAAAAGUGGAAUUCUUUGAUAACAACUAAUAACUUUGACAGUUUCGAUGAUUAUGAGUCACUCUUUAAAGGAACGUUUGGUAUUCCAUACGGUUUUUCCGAUUGGAAAUCAGACAAACGGUUUGGCCAGCAACGCUUGAGAGGAUGUAACCCUACCUUGAUCAGACUGUGCACAGAAUUGCCAGACAACUUUCCUGUGACGAAUGAGAUGGUUGAAUCAUUUUUGGAUGGUAAAAAACUUGAUGAAGCAAUCAAAGCCAAAGAAGUCUUUAUUGUCAACUUAAAAGAAUUGGAUGGAAUCUCUGUUCCUGAAGGCCGCACAUUGACCAAACCAAUAGCUUUAUUCCAUGCUAAGAAAAACGGAGACCUUCUUCCCAUUGCUAUUCAGCUAUUUCAAACACCAUCUGAGGAUAACCCUAUAUUUUUGCCGAGUGACCCCGUACACAAAUGGAUGCUUGCAAAGAUGUAUUACAAUAAUGCUGAUGUUGUUAUUCACCAAGCAUGUACUCAUUUAGGGUUCACUCAUUUGGUCUGUGAGUCCAUGUGUAUUUGUAUGCACAGGACAUUGUCACCAUCACAUCCUGUAUAUAGGCUACUAGCUCCUCAUUUCUUAUUCUUACUUGCAAUAAACAUGCGUGGCGUCACAAAGUUGAUGGCCAAGGGAGCAUGGAUUGAUGUUACAAUGACGCCAGGGAUUGACGGAACCUUCGAAAUUAUGUCGCAGCGUUGGAAGAAAUGGAGGUUGGACAUAAACGGGUGGCUACCCGGAGAUCUUGCGGAAAGAGGGGUGGACGACACAACAAAUUUACCAAAGUAUUUCUAUCGUGACGAUGCCUUGCUUAUCCACCACGCUAUUGUGGAUUACGUGACCGAGAUUCUUGACAUUGUUUACGAAAACAAUGAGACACUUGCUGGUGAUAAUGAAAUUCAAGAUUUCGCAAAAAUGCUUGUCGAUAAGAAAGAUGGCGCUGGAAUGCAAGGUGUGUUUGGUAAUGGCGAAUUCAAAGAGAAAUCUGAUUUGAUUAAAGUAGUGUCAGCAGUCAUAUUUAUGUCAAGUGUACAACACGCAGCAGCUAACUUUUGUCAAUACGAUGAAUACGCAUUUUCGCCGUUCUACCCUGCUUUUAUGAGAGGAGAAGUACCGAAGAACAAAGAUGAAAUCACAGAAGAGGAUAUCGUAAAACAUUUACCAGAAAAAUCAAUGGCAUUGGAUAUCAUGGUGGUGACUAACCUUCUCAGUGAACGUGGCACCAACAACCUUGGUGAAUUUGAAAUACAGUACCAAUAUGAACCAAAGAAGUUACAAGCUGUUAAAAGAUUCCAAACUGCAUUAAAAGAAAUCAGUGCUACGAUCAAAGCUCGAAACAAGGAAAGAGAACAUCCUUAUCCGUACCUAGAUCCAGAGGUUAUACCAAAUGCAAUUAGUAUAUAAAUUUAAAUGUAAAGUUAGUUAAUAAAUGAGUUCUUUUUGGUUCUUAGUUACGCAAGGCGUCUCUUUUAAAAUCUUCCUUUUCAAUUAACACCAUGGAAGUCUCGAAUGGAUUUGGUUUUUUACUUAAUGUAUUUUGCUUGUAACAUUGUGAAUUAAAUAUAUCUUCAUCCAACA